GUGAGCUACGUAGGAAGAGAAUGUUGGUGUUUUUUUAAGUGCUCCAAUUUUAUGUUGAUGUUUACGUGUUGUUAACACAUAUCGACAAAGCUGAAGUGCCCGAAAAAUGUUUAUAAUAUUUCAUGUGGUAAUUCACUUAGAAGUAAUUCAAAAGAAGAAAAUGUUGAUCUUGAACGUGUGACGUUGUCUUUUUAUUAGGAACUUGAUUUCUUGGAAUCAGUGUUCUGAGGACUGGACGUUCUCGUGUUUGUGUGUGACAGUGUAUAUAAUUUUCGGAAGUGGGUUGAAGCCCCGUAAAAUUUUAGGUCUGUAAGAUUAGUAACGAUUUGUGAGAAAUUAGAAUGGGGAGAAGUGUUGGGUCUGCCCCCCGAGAGUUUGGGUGGUAAGCAGCCGACACCAUAUAAAACUAAAGUACUGUCAGAAACACAUCACAUCAAGAGAGCGGUCUUGGAUCUGGCUGUAGCGAUUGGACAGGCAGAGGUGCGAAACGAACGAGUCAUAGUGAACACGAAGCACCCAGCCAACCGCACGCCUGUCUGAAAUCUGUCACACAUCAGAAUACUUAGUUCACAGGACCAGGGAUUUAUUCAGUGGCCGAUUUCGUCGUAGCAUCAGUUGGGUUGAGGCAUCGCUCUGAUAAGUGUCCGUUCUGCUGCUGCUGCUUGACCUUGUUUCCAGGACAUCCUCUGCCUGAUCUCGAGCUGCAGUCUGAUUCAUCAUUCGAUAAGCAACAAUUGCUAUGCAGUCCUACUAAGCACAGAGCAAAAUGCAGGGAUGCUGGAGCAUUCUACUUGGCUUGCCUCGACAAGCGCAGUGCAGGUCUGGUCGUCUGUGUUGCAUAGAGGUGGCAGUAGUUCUCUAUUUGCUUUUCUUUCUGCAUAGCACUUGUGGUGAAUACAACACCUGUGUCGGAUUGAAUACUCCUGGUGUGACAGUACCUGGAGGAGACAUUAAUUUGGAGUUUGGAAAUCCUUUGAGAAUCUUAUGUAUAUUGAAUGCAAGCCAUUCAGCGGCUGCAGGCAAAAAUUCAAGUGACUUGGUAUUUUUUCAUGACAGUAAAGAAGUACCACAGGAAUUUGUAACAGUGGUUAAUUCUACUACGCUUGAAAUAUAUGUAGAAAAGCCACCAAUUUCUUCCAGCAUGUAUUACUGUAAACUGAAGAUGAAGGAUAAACCUGCAAAGGAUAUGUACAUGGCUGUCUGUCUUAACAGAGUUGUUGUUGAUAGCAAACCACAAGAAGUUCAGAAUCUUUCUUGCAUCUCAAGAAACUGGCAUAAUUUAACUUGCUCAUGGAAGAAACCUCAAAGUUUUGUGAAAACUACAUAUAAUCUUUCCUUUCGUCUGCCUGGAAGAGCAGGAGGCAGAAUGCAUUACAAAUGUCCAGAAGUAAUAGAAAAUGAGACAGACAGCUAUUGCUUUUGGGAUCUCAGUACGGACCCUCACUACCGGCUACCAUAUGAGUACUAUUACUUCACGCUGACUGGCAGAAACAUGUUUGGUAAUUGGAGCAAAAAUAUAAAGUUCCAUCAUUACUCACAUGUGAUACCGGCACCUGCUACUGAUCUCACCAUCGUUGAUGUCACAGUAACAAGUGUCACCUUAAAAUGGUCCGUUCCUUAUCCUAUGGACCUCUUUCCACCUGGACUUGUACAGAAAAUUGAAUACCAGUCGACAUAUGAUGACAGUGGCAAAUGGCUGGUUGCAAAUACAAGUUCAUUGAAUCGCCACAGUGAUAAGUACAUAUACACCUUGGAUGGCCUGAAGUAUGCCAACACCCUAUAUGAUAUUCGUGUGUACCUGAGGUCUCCAUUAGCAGUGGGAGAAGAUAAGUGGUCGGCUCCAACUAUGAAUACUUUCAGGACAGAACCUACCUUUCCUGGUGCUGUACCAAAAACCGACAUUGGAAGUUUUGAAGUGUCUGGUGGCCUUCCAAAUAGAGAUGUCUACAUUUACUGGCAGCACAUUCCUGACUACCUAAAAAAUGGAGAUAACUUUGAAUACAAAAUUAUAUCUGUUGAGGAAAAUGGACAUAGAAGAUCACUCAAACCAAAUGAAACAACAAAUGCAUAUGCAAAAUUCAGAGGAAUAAGCUUCAAUAGUUUCCGGUUCAGAAUUGUAGCAGCGAACAAGGAAGGUUACUCCAAGGAUGUGUCAGAAGUUUAUGUACCAAGCAAGACCGAAAUUCCAGCAGAACCUAUUUCAUUCACAAAAAUUGCGUUUGACAAAGGAGAAUAUGAGCUUUCAUGGAAACCACCAGCUAGUGCUUCUGACAGAAAUAAGAUAGAAAAUUAUACAAUUUUUUGGUGUAACCAUGAACGAGAUAGACCAUACCAAUGCACGGGCUUUUUGAACUGGACUCAUGUACCCAGAACUGUGACACUUAAAAAGAUCCAUGUUCCUGAGGACAAGAUAUAUCAGUUUGCCAUCUCUGCAAAUACAAAAAAUGCUAGCAGUGGUAUGGUGUGGGCAUCUUGCACUGUCAUACAUAAUAAGGUUGUUGGUAAAAUGAAGAGUGUAUGGAUAAAUAGAAUUGGCUCCACAUACAUUGAAGUGGGCUGGAAGCUUGAUUGUUCAGAUCGGAUUGGAACUGUUCAGGGUUUCAACAUCUAUUACUGUCCAAUUGUUUCACCUUAUAAUCUUUCUUGCAAAGAACAUGAACUGAACACAACAGUGAUGGGUGAUCCACAAACAAUUCAUGGCAAUAUAUCAAAUCUGAAACCCUAUACCACAUACAUGGUAGCCAUUGCAGUAAUUACCCAAAGUGGUGAAGGCUUGCAGAGUGAACCUCUAUACAAUACCACUUUAGAAGCAGCACCUGUUGCUCCAGGUCCAGUGAAUGUCACAGAGAUUACUAACACGUCAAUGGUUGUGACAUGGAAUCCACCAAAAUCAAUGAAUGGGGCACUACGGAACUAUGACGUCUUUUAUGGUGACACAAGUAAACGGCUCAACAUGAACACAAAUGAAAGACCAGAGACUGUUCCAGUGUCAAUGAAAUUGGAGAACUUAACGAGUUAUUACAACUACACCGUGAGUGUGGUAGCCUGCACUACCGCAUGUUCUGAAAAAUCUUCACCUGUUACUGUCCAGACUGAUAUUGGAGUACCGGGUAUGAUGGAACAUCCAACAGUCCAGUACAUCAACUCAUCCAUGGUAUUGGUGUCAUGGAAACCUCCACUUAAACGUGGAGGUCCCAUAAAUUACUAUGAGGUGACAGUAAUCAAGGUGGAUGAAGACAGUGGGGGUAAUGAAACCUUCCUGUACAACACUACAGCUACUGAAUCACAAAUUCCAGUCCCAAACUGUGAAUCAGAAGGCUAUCUUAAGUACUUAUUCCUAGUGCGAGCAGUGAACUUGGGGACCACCAAUGUGACACACUAUGGAAACUGGAGCAGUCCGGGGGAGACAAAUUGCUACAGAUCAGUUAUACCCCAGGAAAUGCUUAUGUUUAUCUGGGUGUGUGGAGUCAUCGUGUUCAUUGGCCUGGCCAUCCUGUUUUACUGCAUGGGGAAAAGGGCUUGGCUUAGAUGCAAGGAAAUGCAAGAUGUAGAAGUGAAGUUGCCACCAGGCCUGGCUCCAUCUGAGAAGGAAAAGGACCAUGAAUAUUGGCCACCAGUUGAUGCUCACGAUCAUAUAUCAGGAAAACCCCGCUCCAAUGCUUCAGCUGAUGAAGAAUACUUGCUGGAUAAAAAGGAGGAGAGAUAUGGACGCAAUCCAAGUGGAGACAGUAGUGGGUGCAGUUCUGGGCAUGAAAGUGUGUCAUCCUCUCUGAAAUCUGGCACACAGUUCUCUUCUGAUUCGGGCACUGAAGUCGAUCAGCAUCCGCCUUCACCUGAUGGUGUGUUUCCUGAUUCUCCAACUUGGGAAUCUUCGACAGUCACACCAUCACUCCGUCAGAGGAAUGUGGCCUCUUUGCGACCAGAAGGUUACAGUGAUGGCUCCCGUUGGGAUCCAUAUGUCAAGAUGGGAAAAAAUGGAGGAAGUGGAGGAUCAGGAUCUGUGGCACGUAGCACACCAAACCUGACAGAGUUGGAGGGGCUGGGUGUUGGUUUGGGACCUGGAGGAGCAGAUACAGGAUACACUUGCCUUGGUACCUGGUCCUCUAUAGGAUACAUCAGUAUGCCAAGCAGCGAGGAGAUGGGAAGUAGUGGGGGCAUAGGAAAUGGAGCUGGAAGUGCUGUUGGUUUGGGGUCUGGAAUGAGCGCAGCUGGAGGAUAUUGUAGAGUUGAGCUGGAUGGCAGACCAGUAGAGGGCCAGGGUCCUCGGCAGCAGCAACAGCAGAUUGUUCAACCCUGCAAAGGGUAUGUGAGUCUGGCCAGCAUGAUUGACACUUCUGCCUCCACAUCAACCACACCCCAUUCCAGCACCCAUUCCAGUCCAUGUCAGCCACCACAGCAACCUCCUGGUUCACAUCUAGGGGGUUAUGUUACUCAUCAUCCAAUAUGGCCUGCCGCCAAAGAGACUUCUUCAGGCAAAGGCUAUGUGAUGGCUGGUGAGUUGGGAAAUAAAAUUGCUGCUGCCUCUGGGUCACUGUUAACUCCAGAGGUGGAGGAGGAAAACCAAGGAAUUCUUGGUGCAGAUUUGAGCAAUGGAGGGGAAGACCACCAUGAAGAUGAAGAAUUCCACUCACCAGAGUUGUAUUGUCGCUUUGGUUUACAUCCUGGUAUGAUUCCAGUUCCAGUGCAGAUACCAGUGUCUUCAAAUACUGGGAUGAUGGAGGGAAUUCUGGAUCCUGAACAAGAGAGAACGCCUAAACAAGGAUCAGGUUAUGUGACACACUCUGAUGAGCCUAGGGUUCAGGAAGCUAAGUCUUCAGGUAUGAUUUCAGGCUGUCACAAUGAUCAGAGGGUGAGUGUAAGUGGGAGUAGUGGUAGUGCAGCAAGUGGUUACGUUCCACACAGACAGUUUGAAAAGAGGGAUGCUCUGGCUUUAAGCCAAACAGCAUACCAAGACUACACCAAAGUGUUUCUUCCAAAUACUGAUGAUGCAUCUACCAGCACCAGUGUGUAGAGUGAGUGUUUUCUAGAAUGCGUGCUUUUGAUGUUGACUCUGCGAGAGCAUUGUGUGUCAUAUUGUUUAUUUUUUAACUGUGGAGAGGAAAGACGAUUAUACAAUUCUGUUAACGCUCUUGUGUAAUAAAGAGGAUAUGUACAAUAUGUCAGACUAAAAAUGAAUUCAGUUUAUAUGGGAAAAUAGUCAGGAGAUUCAAAUAUAGCAGUCACAAACAUACACAGUGACAUCAUAUUACCUAAAUGGGACUUCUUUAGUAGUAAUCACAAAUGUGACUAUCCCAGUCACACUACAGAAUAAAUUACUGCCUUAGUAAAUUAUUAUUAUUAUUGGUUACUGAUUAAUUUUAUGUUUCAUUCUUCCUAAAGAAUCCCUAAUCUCCCUUCACCCAAUGUAAACUCUGUUGCCAGUUCCUCCAAAAACUGUUGGAAUGAUGUAUUGUUGGUUAAAGUACUGGAAUAAAUUGCUUUCCUGCGAGUUCACAAUGUGUAAUUCAUUAUUUCAGGUUCACAUUUUAUGUUAGAGGCAUUACUUUUAAUCUUGUAAGAAUCUGCAAUGUUGAAUGUUGAAGUUUUGUAUAUUUACAGUUGUGACCUAAAUGUAAAAUAAUUUUAAACACUUGUUCUGAAGGAAUAAUUUUUAUUUUUUUACUUAUUUAUUUGUUUAUUGUUUACAUUUUUUACGAGGUUGACAUUUAUGAAAUAUUUUCACACAUUUAACAGUGAAUAACGAAACCAUUUUUCUGUAAUUGAAACUUUUCAGUGUGAGGACAAUGUAAUUAAAAUAAAAUCCCUUUUGUGUAUUGUGUCAUGCCUUAUUAUUAAAAAAAUUUCAGUGAAAUACAGUUUAAUCAAAAACAUACCUGCUCUUCUCAUACUGAACAGUAAAUUAUUCCCUAGUACAAAGACCACUGCCUAGCAACCUUCUCCAUUUACAAAGUAUGGAAAUUUUAAGGUUUAGUCUUCUGAUUUUGACACCUUUCAUUUAGUUAACAGAAAUUAGAACAUUAAUCUUGGUCAUGUCUACAACAGUUCUUCUGGUAAUGAAGAAAUAUGGAUUACUUUAGUGAAAAAACAAGACUAAUUUAAUAUGGAGAAACUGGCAAUUAGCUAAGCUGUGUUAUGAAAUUGUGUGUGCAGGAUGGCAAAGUAUUCGUUGCAUAUUUUAAGAUAUUCUAAUUACACAAGAGACUAAGUCACGAAGUGCAAACUGUUUUAAAAAUGAACUUUCGAGCCAUGAUAUAUCGUUACUUACGUUAUUUGAGCAUGUUGUUCAAGAAUAUGUCAUUUAUUAAUUUCGUAUCUGAUAUAACAUGCUGUCAACAUAAUUUCUUCUACUAGUUUUUAGCCCUUUUUAUACAAAAGGCCAAUUCACAAAUAUACAUCUUACUGCUUGAAGAGAGUGCAAUGUUAUAUGAAAAUUAUGUGACUUAUGACGUACAUCACAAUUACCUUUAAAUGUAUAGUAUUUAUAAGAUCCCUUUAGAAAUUGGCUUUGUCUGUUGACAUGUAGUUUCUAAUCCGGUGCCUGUGAUCAUGCCAGUCCAAUCUCCAAGUGGCUUGGCUUCAGUUCUCUCAAAAAUAUACCUAAUAGUGCAGUAGUACUGCUUUAUAAGCCUCAAUGUAGAUACAUACCAGUGGACAAGAAAUGGUGUUGCUCAUAAUUCCUGUGCCUUUCUGCAUGUGACAGUCAUUCUAGCACAGGAAGGGAUGGAGAUGUGUGCAGUUCUUGCCAUUCCUUGUCUAGAUUCUUACUUGUCCCCUGUUGUGUAAAUACCGGAAGAUGAUGGCUCUCAUGGACAGAUUUGUUACUGAAUAAAUGUGUAUUUAUAUGCACCUUUCACUAUUGUGUAUGAGGUAUUUCAGUAUGCCCACAGUUCAUAAUGGCCUUCAGAUUAAUGUAUGGUGACUGCUGAAGCUUCUAAAUCAGUUAAUUUUUCUCUGCCAGAAUUAGUAGCUGUUGUGAAAGGCUAAGAAGCAAGAUCUCUAUAGUUAUGGUUGUGGCCAUGUUCUAGUUUCAAAAUACUUAAGUAUGUGAUGGUGUUAAGACAAUUUAUAGUUUGGGAAAUAUUGAGAAACAGACUUCUUCUGUCAUAGUCAAAUCAUAUGACUUCACUUAUACAGGUCACAAGAUACAGUGUAAUGUUCAUUUUAGUAUUAAUCAAAAGAAAAUGUGGCUUUGUCCAAGGACUGGUUUUCUUUGAAGAAACAACGAAAUUUCAGUGAUAGUUUUGUGGAGUGGAAGACAUGAAGGAAUGUACCUGAGAACCACUCAACAUUCAUCAAAGUGAAGAUGCAUGAAUGAGAAGUUGCCAGUGGUAGUAAUAGUAAUAGUAGUGGCAGUUUCAAAUCUGCAGCAGUAAAAUUCUUAAUAAAUAUUACUGCAAAUUUCUACAGAAAUAAUUCAUGUUAAUAGCUUUUUAAAGAAAAUGUGCCAUCAAUACUUCCCAUGCACCAAAAAUAUUACCUUUUGGAAACUGUAAGCAAAGUGAGUGGAAUUAGCUUGGUUAUGGAACACUUUUGUUUGUCUUUGUUUCUUCAUGUUUUUAAGGUAAAACUUAGGGUGUUUUAACAGUCUGUAUUUUAAUUAAUUUCUUACUGUUAAGAGAGAAUUUGAGAGAUGAGAAGAUUGCCAUGUACCUUUCUGUAUAAAAUGUAAGAACAGUCAAACCUAUUUAAUACAGUGCAAGUAUAAUUGUAAGCAUGACUGUGGUAAUAACUGUUAGUAACAAAUGUAAAAAUGCAUAUAGUUUAAAUUUAAUUGCAAUAAGUUGCAUUGGAAGUACAGUAACCAGCCCUGUUUUGUGAAGUAAGUUGUGAAGAAUAGACUGAGUGAUGUAGGUGUGGGUAAUCUGUUCGCUGCUUGCCAUCAUAACUUCUACAAACCACAAAAGCUGUAACAUUUUACACAGUACAUUGGAAGCUUCUGACAUUUGUAGUAAUUGGAGAGUUCUAUCAUGUGGCAUAUGAAGCCACCAAGUUCUCUGAAAAGCAAACAACAUUUCAGAGGGACAUGUCACGUCCAUCUUCAUGGACGAGUAAUAAGCCAAGCAAGAAACCAGCAGAAAGCAGGUAGCAAGCAGAGUAAGCUGGUUUUGUGGCUGUCUUAUUCUUCAGCCCUGAAGAUGGAGGUGACAUGUUCCCCUUAAACAAUGAUUGAUUUUCAGUGGAGUACAUGGUAUUAUAUCCCAGAAGACAGAACUCUUCUUAACCACUACUGUGAGAACCUCAAAUCCUACAUCUCUAAUAACUUGCUGUGCUUGCUUGUUUCUUUAUAUAAUUGGAUUAUGGUGAGAUUUUUCAAGGUCCUACAAAGAAACUGUUAUAGUAACAAAGAUGGAAUCUUAUAGUAUGUGCACAAAAUGUCUCAUUUACAUAAAUCUGUACUAAAAUUUGAUACUAAACAUACACUGAACUAAUGUAAACAACUGAGUUUCACAGUAGUAUGAGGACAAAAUUACUGUGAAAUGUAUGACAUUAAACAUUUUAACUCCUACAUCAGUGGUGAGUGGGUUGACUUGGCGAUAAAGAGGUGCGUUCAUUUUAGGUGAAAACUGAUUUAGAUAAGAAUUUAUGGGUAUAAUAGUGUCCUAAAAAUGGAAAUGAUUUUUAAUUUUAUCUUUGUGGUUUGUGGUACUGUUGUUGAAGUUUGUGUUGUUUGCAUGGCUGUGUCUCACAUUUUUUUUUAUAUCUAGCAAAUGUUACCAUUUCUAACAAGUGACACCACUUAACCAAAACAUUUGAUAAUUUUCUUGACAAACUUCAUAACAUGAAGAGGCAGGCAAUAAAUUCAUUCGUGGGUCAGCUGAUAAUUUAUACAUAUUUUGAGUCAUUUUCUUUACAUUCGGUUUUGUUAUGAUGUUAAUUUAAAGUUAUCGAUUAAUGCAGGUAACUAUAAUGGAAGAUUUUCAGUACUGCUUUGCUUUCAAUAACAGAAUUUGGGUUCAGUUCUUUAACCACCUGCUUGUGCAUAGGCUUUCAGUUAGCAAUGUUAAAGUUUUAAUGGAACUGUAUAAUUUACCUACUAAGAAAACUACACCAUAAUGUGGUUGUGGGUGGCAUUCUUAUCCUGUUCAUGUAUUGAUGAAAACUUUUGCAAAAUGCCUAGUAACUAAUAUUCUGUUAUGCUAGAACCUUAAGACAUGCCUCUUCUCUGUAUUACUUUCCAUUUAAAUUUUUACAAUUUUAUGCACGAUUUUGGAGAAAUGAACAAUGUCAACAGAUUAUCAAGUUCCUGUAGUGGAGACCAGUUUCAGUUUAUCAUUUCACUUUUUUUCGUUUGAACCUAUCGUUUCUUCUCAUUUCCUUCCUGAACAUGAUAAUAUAAUACUCUGUAUGAUGUGCCAAUCUUUGCGAAAUUUAAAAUAUUUUACCAUAUUUCCGCAAAGCAGGAAGACUUAUAUUUCAAGUAUGUUAUUGGUAAUGAUGUGGUACCACACUUCAUUCUGUGAGAUUAGCCAUUAAGUUUUACCUUAGCUUCUUUAUCCCCUUGCCUACAAUUACACAUCAAACGUCACUGGAAUUUCUGCUUCAUAUUCUGGAGGCUUUGAGUUCAAAUAUAAGCUCACCAGCUACUUUGACUGAGGUUCUCAGCCCCUUCAGCCAGAUUCUGGGAUAGUACUUGGAUUAGGCCAUGCCCAAUUCCCACAGUCUCCUUUCCAGUCCUUUAUUCACUGAGCAUUAUAUCCUUUUAUGCUAUGCUGUUGAAAGGAUGUUAGGUGAACUAAAAAUAAGUGUAUAAAUAUCAAAAAUUCUGUAAACAGACAUCUAGCCUUGUAAAUGAGUGUGGGGGUGACUGACGUUGCAUUUUUAUAUAUAAUGAAUGACCUAGGAAAAACUGAAACUGUUGGAAAUUGUGACAAAAAGGUUGAUUUUUUUCCUCAAAAUUUCAAGUAUUAUGAAUGACCUAAACAUGUCAUUGAUUUUAACAGGAUUUUUAACCACAGUGAGUUCUUGCAUUCACUGACCUAGAAUUGGAGAAGCGUGACCUUCAGAUUCUCAGAAUUAAAUUGGAGCAGCCAUAGAAUGCUUUUAAUGGUUAGUCAUUUUGGAGAAUUAAGACUAAAAUAGAAUACAUAAGUCAUCUUUGAAAAUAAACUUUCCAA
Messenger RNA from Cryptotermes secundus, 10115 nucleotides. It is a transcript of the gene dome, whose product is annotated as cytokine receptor. The transcript is spliced from 26 exons. NCBI's taxonomy places the organism in Eukaryota, Metazoa, Arthropoda, Insecta, Blattodea, Kalotermitidae. The record is from RefSeq and is a predicted model, not a curated record. Bases 767 to 5011 code for a protein of 1414 amino acids. Gene Ontology annotation, molecular function: protein binding.